Thunnus maccoyii (southern bluefin tuna) is the source of this 3773-nucleotide messenger RNA. Its product is annotated as CMP-N-acetylneuraminate-beta-galactosamide-alpha-2,3-sialyltransferase 1-like. The record is from RefSeq and is a predicted model, not a curated record. Bases 827 to 1831 code for a protein of 334 amino acids. NCBI's taxonomy places the organism in Eukaryota, Metazoa, Chordata, Actinopteri, Scombriformes, Scombridae. The transcript has 9 exons. Gene Ontology annotation, molecular function: beta-galactoside (CMP) alpha-2,3-sialyltransferase activity.
UUAAAAUGCAUGCCUCUCAUUGCCCGGGAGCGAGUAACGGUACGCGUCAAACAGUUCCCAUCCGCCGCCUUCGCAGAAAAACGCAUGGAUGUGCUUGUUUCAGGAGGGGAAACCUCCUCUCGGUGUUUUCAUAUCCACACAGGCAGCGAUGUGAGGUUGCCAGUUUGGAGCUUGUUUUCCCCUUAAACUGGACCCUUCAAGCUGUGACUGGGCCGAUUUCCUCGCUGUUGGUUUCUCCGCGGAGCCGCUGCCACACCGCACGGAGAACAACUGCACUCCACUCGACUUAAAGUGAACAUGGCUCUGAACAAGAAAGGGAAAGGAUGAAGGAGGAGGGAGCAGGAACCAGCACAGAUCCGGUUAGAGAUUAACCUGAGUCAGACAGGGAAAGUUUUGAGGAAGUCUUUGCAGGGACCUUUAUGGAGACAGGUGGAUCAUUAAAGAAUGGAUGACACAUCAGUCACUGACCUCACAGAGUCAACAUCUAAGCCGUCAGUAAACUGACUGAAUCUGAUUAACCUGGAGCCAUCAAGCUGACAGAACCACACAGUGGAUUUACCCUCCUUUGGUCUAGAAGGCAGUGAAUCCACAACAAAAUCACAUCAAUGGAUUUUAAGGACAUUCAUAAACCUAAUAUUGUGUUGUCUGAAAAAUAAGAACAACAGGGUAUACUCAUUCAACUGCAGUGAUAUAUUUGAGCCAUUUGCACCAUGCUGCAACAGGGUUGCUUUUUUCCCACACCUUCAGCUCUCUAGAUUUAUCAUGAUGCUAUUUUUGUCCGUUGCACUUCCAAAGUUCCCAGCCAACUGAGUCUGACUGUGACGACAUGUCUCUACCCAAGCGGAGGAAAUUCAGGACUUUUGCUCUGUUGUUUUGUGUCAUUACAUUUACGACGUUCCUGUUCAGCUACACUUUCCGGGACCCAUCACUCUACUUCUUCAAGCAAGCUUUCCACUUGUCGGACAACUUUUUCUCCAAAGGGUUAUGUGCCUGUCGACAGUGCAUGACGGAGCUGGAGGAUGACCCCUGGUUCGCUGAGCGCUUCAAUCAGUCCAUCCACCCUCUGAUGACCAGGGAGAACAGCGUCCUCUCUGAUGAAACCUUUAAAUGGUGGCAGUGGUUGCAGUCAGAGAGGCAGCCAGCCAACUUCAGUGAAGUGGUGGAGGAGCUGUUCCAAGUCAUCCCUGAUGAGGUGCUUUUCAUGGACGCCAGCCCAGAACGCUGCAGGACCUGCUCCGUCGUGGGGAACUCUGGGAACCUGAAGGGGUCUCAGUACGGCAGCAUCAUCGACUCCAGUGAUUUCAUCAUAAGAAUGAACCAAGCUCCCACCACUGGUUUUGAGGGGGAUGUGGGUGCCAGAACAACUCAUCAUGUCAUGUAUCCAGAAAGUGCUAUAGACCUGGACAACACCACCAGUCUGGUGCUUAUCCCUUUUAAGACUCUGGACCUUCAAUGGCUCAUUAGUGCUCUGACCACGGGCACCAUUAAACACACGUAUAUACCAGUUAUAUCCAGGAUAAAGGCAAAUAAAGAUAAGGUGUUGAUUUACAAUCCAACAUUUUUUAAGUAUGUCUACGAGUCUUGGCUUGAAAGUCAUGGGCGAUAUCCUUCAACCGGCUUCCUCAGCUUGCUGCUCGCUGUCCACAUAUGUGAUGAGGUCAAUGUGUUUGGAUUUGGUGCAGACCAGUAUGGAAACUGGCAUCACUACUGGGAGGAGAACCAUUUGGCUGGAGCUUUCCGACACACAGGAGUCCAUGAUGGAGAUUAUGAGUAUAAUGUCACCCUGCUGCUGGCAGACAAGCACAAAAUCCGAAUGUUUAAAGGCAGAUGAUACCAAGCCCAUAUGUGCAUUUGGAUGACCACCAAAUGAACCUCAGCAGCCUUGUAAUAUUUAUUUUUAUGUCGCCUCAUACCGUUUUUGUCAUGAUUUCCAAAGACAUUUUCCUAUGAACUCUUCUGGUCUUUCCAGUUUGAUGAUCUUCUUUACUUCUCUUAUUGACAAAGCAGUAAAGCUUUUGUCUCCAAAACUGUGUGCCCAGUCAUGAUCCCACUUCAGGAUAGACCAGCAGCAGGACAAAAGGGACACUGUCACUUGUUAUCUCUAAUCCCAACUCAAACAUGUCAAACGAGAGUGAACAGACAAGAAGACAAGAGAAGUUGUCUUUUAAACAAGCAUGCUAUAUGUCAUUGAUAGCCUACAUCAUUUAAGUGCUAUAGUAUGUUUGUGUUCUUUGUGUUUGUUUUUCAGUACAAUGGGAAACAUUGUGGCUACCUAAAGCUUUGUUUGCUAAUGGUCCCAGACACAAACCAGACUCUGCUGUAAAUAUCACUUCAACUCAGUAUAAAUUUUUAUCAUUUCAUGUUAGAAUAUUGCUACUGAUGUGAUGGUGGAGGUGUUUUACAUCAUAAUAGCAGUUAUGAGAGGGAAUCGGCUCCCAUCAUAUUGGCUGCUUCUAACAAAAAUCUCAUAAACUACCGACACUACAGAGUUACUUGCAUUUUGCUUGCCUGAUUGCAGCUGUUAAAUAUAGUUCACCAAGGCCAAAACACACUCUAAAAUCAAGCCCAAAUCAGCCCCAAAUUACAUAUUUUAAUAGCCCCUUCACCCCCCAUUUUAAAAUGUCAAUCUGAUACUAAGUUAUUCACUGAUUUCUUCAAUUAUGUUUCCAGUAAAAUGUAAAAGUGGUGUUUAAUAGCCAUCUCCACACUGCCAGAAAUAAAAUUCUAGUUGUGAAAUACUGAAUCCUUUAUUUGUUGAUUUAAGUUGACCUAAAAGUAGUCAAGUUUAACUGCAUUGAGUUUAAAAAUACUGAAAUUUUUCCAAAAAACCACACCUUGUGUAAUUUUUUUAAACUGUAGAAUGCAAACCCCCUCCAGUUUGCUGAAAUCCACAAAUUCUCAACAGUAGUUACUUCCCUGAUUACCCAUGACGUGAUAGCUCAGUGUUACUUUGCAGUAGAACAUGCAAGUAGCUGCAACUAUGAGUACAAUGCAACAAAGUACAGAAGGUGCCAAAGCUGUGCCAAAAAUGACAUCAAAACUGUUUAAGAAAUCUAGGAUUACACACCUUAAAUGUUUUUGGGUUGAAUUUUAGAGUGUCUGUUGGUCUUAAAGGACUCUACUGGAUACCAGGAGUAAGAGUAGCACUAUGGUGAAGCAAUCAAUGAGAUUUUCUUCACUCAGUAUGGUAAAAAAAAUUGAUAGAAAGGUUUUAAAUGGAGUUAUGCUUGAGUUGUAACACAAAUGCCAAGUACUUGUCGACAGUCAUUCAUCAUGAAAAAGUGAUAAUAUAGCAGCCUAUAAGUAUAACAGUAUAAUACAGCCUAUACAGGGGUGCCUUAUCAUUCAAAUCAAUGAUGUACUGUACAUUUUUGAUGUACAUUGUGACACAUUUUUGAUGACAAGUGGGUGCUAAGUGCCUUUGAUGAAUUUUUUUUAAGAAUUAAUUUUACCACUAAAUUUUACUGUAUUAUAAUUAUUAUCACUCAAUUUGUAAUUAACCUUUACAAGCUUAUGUUAUUGUUUUGUUAACAGUGUAAAUGUUAAAGAAUCAUAUGCAUGAUACAUGUAGCCAUUUUAAGUAUUUGUCAGUAGGAUUCUUUGAUGUAUAUGCCACAGAACAAAAUGUUAGGUAUAUACACGUGUGGUAGGUAUAUCAACACGUUUUGAUAAGACACGUAUGUUUUGUUCAGGCUUGAAAUUAUUAGCUGCACUUGCUGAGCUUGUUGUAUAUGUGUGAAUACCGAAUGCUUCAAGAAACCCAGAAGCCCUUC